AUGACUGACGUUCUCGUCUACGUUACCGACGUUCUCCAAAAUAUUCACGAUGGCAACUUAGAAUAUUGCAAAAAUUUAAGAUACCAAGGUCAACCUAAUGCAGAAGUAGAACAGUUUAAUCAAGUUUUGGGGAAAUUGUUGGAACGUCAAAUAUAUUUGGAGAAAGAAGUAGCUUAUUAUAAAUCUUUACUUAAUGAAAAUGAUUCUAUAGUCAUAAUAAAUGACAGAGUUUCAACUACUUCUGAUGAAGAACCUCCUCAAGUAACAACAAAACCUCCAACAGAAAUCUCUAUCUCUCCCAACAAAUAUGAUGCACUUCGUAACCAUAUUAUGUCAUUUCCGCAUAAAACAGCUGACACUUUUGAUUCUGAGAGUGAUCCUGAAACUCCUCCUGCCUUGGAGCAUGACAGACUCUGCCUAGAUUGUCUAAAUCAAUGUACAAAUGUCGCUCUAGCUGUUUCUACCGGUGAUUUCAAACAACGUAUCACUUGUCCUUAUGCUUCCGGUCCAAUGCAAACAUUAAAAGAUGCAAUGAAUCUUAUGGCUGAUACAAUUGAUCACGUCUCUGUCGAACUCAUUCGUAAUGCUCGCGAAGUUGGAGAAGAGGGUAAACUAGGUGUUCAAGCAGAAACUCAAAACAUUGAAGGUGAUUGGAAGGAAAUGAUGGUACACUUGAAUAUGAUGGCUAGUAAUCAUUCUGAACAAGUACGAGAUAUUGCUGAAGUAUGUACCGCAGUAGCUCAUGGUGAUCUAAGUAAAAAGAUAACUGUUGAAGUUAAAGGUGAAACACUUGUAUUAAAGAAUACUAUUAACACUAUGGUUGACCAAUUAAAUUCUUUUGCCUCGGAAGUUACUCGAGUCGCUCAUGAAGUAGGCACUGAGGGUAAACUUGGUGUACAAGCUCAAGUUCAAGGUGUUGGUGGAACGUGGAAACUUUUAACCGAUAACGUCAAUACUAUGGCCGCUAAUUUAACUGCUCAAGUGCGCGAUAUCGCUGAUGUAUCGAAGGCUGUCGCACGAGGGGAUUUAAGUAAAAAGAUUACAGUCGAUGUAAAAGGAGAAAUCUUAGAUCUUAAAAAUACGAUUAAUACUAUGGUUGAUCAAUUACAAACCUUUGCUACAGAAGUAACUCGUGUAUCACUAGAAGUAGGUACUGAGGGUAAACUAGGUGGUCAAGCUAAUAUUAAGAAUGUUGGUGGAAUAUGGAAAGAUCUUACGGACAAUGUAAAUCUCAUGGCAUCCAAUCUAACAGAUCAAGUGCGUGAUAUUGCUACUGUUUGUAAGAGUGUGGCUUGUGGUGAUCUUAGCAAGACUAUAACUGUUGACGUUAAAGGUGAAAUUUUAGAAUUAAAGGUUACCAUAAAUACGAUGGUGGAGCAAUUACGUAUGUUUGCGGCUGAAGUUACGCGAGUCUCUCGAGAAGUGGGAACUGAAGGUAUGCUUGGUGGUCAAGCCGAGGUUCAAGGUGUCGAUGGUACUUGGAAAAUUUUGACUGAUAACGUAAAUACGAUGGCCUCUAAUUUAACGGCUCAGGUGCGCGAUAUUGCUACUGUUUGUAAGAGUGUUGCCUGCGGUGAUCUUAGCAAGAAGAUUACUGUUGACGUUAAAGGAGAAAUUUUAGAUUUAAAAAAUACUAUAAACACUAUGGUUGACCAACUACAAACAUUUGCCAUUGAAGUAACUCGUGUAUCUUUAGAAGUAGGCACGGAAGGAAAAUUAGGUGGUCAAGCUGUUGUUAAAGAUGUUGGUGGUACAUGGAAAGAGCUUACAGAUAAUGUAAAUAUAAUGGCGGCUAAUUUAACUACCCAAGUCCGAUCAAUCGCUGAAGUUACGACUGCAGUAGCAAAAGGAGACCUGAGCAAAAAGAUCAUUGUAGACGUAAAAGGCGAAAUUCUUGAUUUGAAAAAUACAGUCAAUUCCAUGGUAGAUCAACUACGUAUGUUUGCAGCCGAAGUAACUCGUGUUGCACGUGAAGUCGGUACAGAAGGGAUUCUAGGUGGUCAAGCGCAAGUUAAGGACGUUGGUGGAACAUGGAAAGAACUAACAGAUAAUGUUAAUACGAUGGCGAAUAACUUAACAGCUCAAG
Dentiscutata heterogama is the source of this 2086-nucleotide messenger RNA. Lineage: Eukaryota; Fungi; Glomeromycota; Glomeromycetes; Diversisporales; Gigasporaceae. The record is from the annotation of a GenBank genome assembly.